AUGAAAAUGAAUCAAUUGACAUCUCAAUUUGCUGAGCUAUCACAAACAAUUAAUGAUAAACUUGAGAAUAAUGCAUCUCAUACUCUAAAAAAUAUUAAGUAAGUUCUAAUUUAUAUUAAUAGUUUUUUUAUGCUUAAAAAUUGAAUGAUGUUGACAGUUAAAGAAAUAUUUAUUUUAGAAGCAUGUUUUUUGAGAACUCACAGCCUGAUUCAAAUAAUACACCUAAAACUCAUGUCUCAGGUGGAUAUAUUGCUUGUGAGAAAUUUAAAUUUGUAUUAAUUUGUCAAAUAUACCUGUGUUUAAUUUAGAUCAACUAAAAAUGUAAAUUGAAAGAAUCAAAAUCAAAAAUUAAUCUGUUCUUGCAAUGAUGUACAGUUUGAAGAUUAUUAUUAUUAUUGUAUUUAAUUAUAGGUAAUUGCUUAUUGUUAAAUUAUAUUAUUGUGGUUUUAAACAUUACAGAAUUUAACUGAUGACUAA
Messenger RNA from Cinara cedri, 477 nucleotides. The record is from the annotation of a GenBank genome assembly. NCBI's taxonomy places the organism in Eukaryota, Metazoa, Arthropoda, Insecta, Hemiptera, Aphididae.